AAAGGGGGCUGUCGGCUUGGCUGUUAUUAUUUUGUACACGACAGUAGCUGAGCAGUACUUCUGCUGUCCUUCAAACACAGACGUAAAAGUUAGCUUUCGGACUACACUGACAACCGAGCGGCUACUAUGGGUGCCGCUUCGAGCACCGAGGCAGAAAGGGAGCCGCUAAUUGCUCCGACUUCCGCUGGGACUACUAACAGCCUGCCUGUAAACAGCCGAGUGUAUGGCAGAAGAUGGCUGGUUUUGACCCUGUUUUCCCUGCUGGGACUCAUGCAAGGGAUGGUCUGGAACUUCUGGGGACCCAUUCAGAACUCGGCUGUAAAGGCUUACGGGUUCACCAAGUCUGACAUCGCAGUUUUGGUUCUGUGGGGCCCGGUUGGGUUCUUUCCCUUUUUGCUGUUUAUGUGGUUAAUGGACAAAAAAGGAUUACGGGCGUCCCUCCUGCUCUCGGCCUUCUUCAUGCUGCUGGGAUCGGCCAUGCGAAGCAUCCCGCUGACGGACCUGCACCUCAGACGGUGGUUAAUACAUGGAGGCCAGUUCCUGAACGGUCUGGCCGGACCAACCAUAAUGAGCGCCGGGCCGUACCUCUCCACCACGUGGUUCGCCCCCGACCAGAGAGCAACGGCGACAGCCGUGGCCUCUCUGUUCUCCUACCUGGGAGGCGCCGCGUCAUUCAUAGUGGGCCCUCUCAUCGUUCCAGCUCCCAAUGACUCCCAGACAGGCACCGCGACCGCCGCGCCGCCGUCCACCGCCUUCAUCCGGAACAGAAUCCAGAUGGUUUUGUAUGCAGAGUUGGCGGCGAUCGGGCUGUUUUUUGUAGCCGUUCUGCUCUACUUCCCGUCGCGCCCGCCCGUGCCCCCCAGUGUGGCCGCGGCCAGCCAGAGGCUCAGCUACAGGAGCAGCAUCUGCAAACUCCUCAGUAACUUCCGUUUCCUGAUGAUUGCGUUGGCCUACGCCGUCUCUACAGGAGUGGUCGGCGGCUGGUCUGGAGUCCUGGACAUGGUUCUGACUCCAGCCAAUGUCAGCCAGGUGGAUGCAGGCUGGAUUGGUUUCUGGUCUAUUGUUGGCGGGUGUGUGUUUGGAAUAGCAAUGGCCAGAUUUGCAGACUCCAUCCGUGGGAUGCUGAAGCUGAUUCUGGUGCUGAUGCUGGCAGGAGCCUCGUUGUCCUCGACGUGGUUUACGCUCACUUGUUUGAGCACAAUUACCCACCUCCCUGUUACCUCAGCCAUCCUCUACACUUCCUGCAUCCUGGUUGGCAUAUUCGUCAACAGCAGCGUGCCGAUAUUCUUCGAACUCUUCAUUGAGACGGUGUACCCGGUCCCUGAAGGCGUCACCUGUGGUGUCGUCACCUUCCUGGGGAACCUGGCUACUGGACUUCUUCUCUUCUUCCUCACCUUUUACCCGACAAACUUGUCGUGGCUGAACUGGUGCGUAACCGGCUCGUGUGUCUUCAGCCUUGUCCUCGUCCUCUUCUUCAGGGAGUCCUACGAUCGUCUCUACCUGGACGUCUUUGUCUCUGUGUGACGCUUACGAGGAAGAAGAAAAAAAAAAGACUUAAGAAAAUCGAGGCUAUUUAAACACUUGCUCUUGCACAGAAAAGAGGAGAAAAGGGACACGGAGAGCAAGUCGGGAAGCUCUACGCUCUUUGUGAGAUGUACAAUUUUAGGACGUAAAUGUAUAUAUGUAUUCCUGUAAAGCCGCGGUGAGGGUGAUGCACGUUUCCGCCGUAGAGAGGCGUCAAUGUUUACACCUUAGAAGUAGCUAGCUCGAGGUUUGAUGAUGGUUCGACUUGUUUUUAACGGUUUCCUCUGUUUGUCCGUGAAUGAAUUGAGGCGGAUCCACCUGAACGAACAGUYUGCCCCGUCGCAGAUAGUUUGGAAGCUUCUAGAGAAGCGACUUUACAACUCACUCGCCUCAUCUCAAAAGUAACCGGAAAACUCUCCUCGAAGUUUACAAAAGGGACGUCAGACAGAGUCCAGCUCAACGCCAAGCGACUUUCAUGCACAUUGAAGUAAGGACUAGUCCCUGCAGGAAUUAAAACUGGGACCUCCCCGUGUUUUAGUGCCGGCCAUGACUCACCGGGAGGCUUAACUGACCCUGCAGCGUGAAGCGACCUGUGAUAUUGCCUGUCAGCGAAAGGCGAGCCACUUGAAUUGUGUUUUAUAGCCCUCUCAAAAUGAAUAUUAUGCAAAAAAAAAAAAAAAAAGAUGCUGUCAGAUCGACAACUGGACGCCAGCCAAAGACGCGGCCUUGCGACCGGACUCACUGGAGGGUUUUCUUUUCAGUUCUUCAGCCCACUUACGACUAAUCAUGUCCAUAAUUUUAACGUAACUUUAAUUUGUUUUGUACAGCUGCCUUUUUUUUUUUUUUUUUUUAAUCAUUCACUUUUCUUUCUAAGCGGUGUGCCAGUAUUUAUUAAAACAAAAAAAAAGCCUCAACACUAACAAGACCACACCCAGAAAUAAGAAGUUUGAUGACAGACCUUUUAUUUGUAUGUAAACAAGCGUAUGAACAAUUUGUUUUGUUCAAAGCACCAGCAGCGUCCUUUGCAACCGACUUAAAAAAAAACUAAACAAAAAAAAAAAAAACAAAGUAGUCCAUCUCAUGGAUUUGCCGCCUGAUAGAAUUAGGUUUUGUCUAACAUGCUUAUUUUCUGGUGUGUUUUUUUUUUCUUCCAGAAACUGUAGGAAGUAUUUUUUUAUGUUUUCCCUCUGGAGAUAAAGAAGGCUGCGUAAUUUGUCCCUGGUGCUGUUUUUUCCUCUCUCGCCUUGUAAAGAAAAGAUUCUCUUUCACCUGCAGAUGUGUUGCCUUAAUUAUCCAGUGCAGUGCAUUCAACCCCCUCCUUCUGUCCACACUGUGAAUAUUUUACCUCUGGAUUAUGUCAAAGGUCAUUUUCUGUUUUGUUGUUGUUGUUUUUUUACACUAUGUAGCGUCCUGGGAUUUGGUUAUUCCUUUGAGUUCCUUUGGGGUAAAACAAACACGACUGUCACAAAUGUUCAGCACCUUAUUAAAGUGAUGAUUUUACAAAUUACA
Messenger RNA from Poecilia reticulata (guppy), 3033 nucleotides. RefSeq names its product solute carrier family 49 member 4 (gene slc49a4). Lineage: Eukaryota; Metazoa; Chordata; Actinopteri; Cyprinodontiformes; Poeciliidae. Gene Ontology annotation, molecular function: transmembrane transporter activity. Gene Ontology annotation, cellular component: membrane; intracellular membrane-bounded organelle. Gene Ontology annotation, biological process: transmembrane transport. The record is from RefSeq and is a predicted model, not a curated record.